Centropristis striata (black sea bass) is the source of this 4973-nucleotide messenger RNA. RefSeq names its product zinc finger protein 628 (gene znf628). The transcript is spliced from 9 exons. The coding region runs from base 328 to 4629 and encodes 1433 amino acids. Gene Ontology annotation, molecular function: DNA-binding transcription factor activity, RNA polymerase II-specific; RNA polymerase II cis-regulatory region sequence-specific DNA binding. The record is from RefSeq and is a predicted model, not a curated record. Lineage: Eukaryota; Metazoa; Chordata; Actinopteri; Perciformes; Serranidae. Gene Ontology annotation, biological process: regulation of transcription by RNA polymerase II.
UAGGAGGCGGCAUCGGGUGGAGAACUGCUGUUAGUUUGCGCUGUGUUUAUUGUUAAGGUUGUGUGGAUUAGCACUGCGGUACCCAGUUCCUUUUCAUAAUAUCAACAAUAUAGCUUUAAAAUGAGUUAAAGGUGCGCGACCUGUCCUGAGCUGUCUCCUUAGGAUGACAGCUGGUGUUUCCAGUGGUUGACAGGGAAAUAAUUUAUGAAAGACACAGAAGAAACCAUGAACAAAGGAAAGGUGAAAGAAAAACCAUGAUACUGCACCAAAACUGAUCCACGCCUGCUGCCAAGGAACACCCUCAUCUUCUACCAGCUUGCUCUGGUGAUGGCUAACUCAGUGGCCUUAGUGGUCCAAUCAGAACUCUUACCACCCCAGUCCACCGCCUCCCUCUCUCCUUUCCCGUCACUUCUUGGGACGGGAGAGGAUGGCGAGGACGACAGGGACCGAGGGGAGCUGGUGGAGGGAGACAAAGGAGUAGUAGAGGGUGGGGAAGAGGUGGUUCUGGACAUGGUGACGUCGUCUGUGUCAGGUCCACCUCAGCAGCCCGAGCAGUCGGACCAUCCCUUCCAGUGUAUGGACUGUGGGAAGAGCUUCAGGUGGUCUUCCAGGCUGACCCACCACCAGCGGAGCCACAACAAUGAGAGACCAUACCGCUGCAACCUCUGCCCCAAGGCCUUCAAGGGCUCCUCUGCUCUGCUCUACCACCAACGGUCUCACUCAGGGGAGAAGCCUUACAAAUGUCAGGAGUGCGGCAAAGCCUUCAAACGCUCCUCUCUGCUCCAGGUCCAUCAGAGUGUCCACACUGGAGUGCGUACCUUCCUGUGCCCCUAUUGCCCUCUGACCUUCAAAUGGAGCUCUCAUUACCAGUAUCACCUGCGGCAGCAUACGGGAGAGUGCCCCUACCCCUGUGACACCUGCCCCAAGGCCUUCAAGAACUCAAGCAGUCUACGGCGACACAAGAAUGUCCACCUUGGUCUCAAGCCUUACACCUGCUCAGUGUGUAAUAAAUCCUUCACUCAAUCCACCAACCUGAGGCAGCACAUGAGGAUACAUACAGGCGAGAGGCCCUACAUCUGCGGUGAGUGUGGACGAAGCUUCACACACUCAUCAAACCUGGCUCUGCAUAAAAACUCGCACUCCAAUGCAGGAGCAAAGGAGGGAAAGAGGGGAGAGGAACCGAGGAAGGGAAAUGAGAUAGUGGAGGUGGUGGUAGGGACAGAGGAAGUGACAUCGUCUAUGUUGACGGACAUGGUGGGAUUUGUGAGCCAUGAGGGAACUGAUGGAGUCGGGGUGGGGAUGGAAGAAGUGUUCCUAUCAACCCCAUCCUCCGGCCAGAAUCCGAGCCUUCUCCCCCAGCUCACGCUCACCUCCUCUGGGGAGGCUGUGUGUACAUCUCGAGCUAUCGGGACAGAGGUUCACCUGAGCACAGACACCGGGGCCAGUGUGCUGCUGUACAGCUGUGGCAGCUGCAACCACACCUUUGGCACACGGACAGAUCUAGAGGAGCACCAGGCCAUCCACAUGGCUCCAGAGGGACACGGGUCCGGUGCAGAGGUGGGGCCUGGGGCUGGGAUGGAGGUUGGAGAUGGGCUGGUGGGAGCUGGACACCUGCUGGCUGAUUUUGAGGAGGUAGUGGAGACGACGACAGUGGCUGAAAAUGGACACACGGCAGAGGUGCUCCUUGGACUGACAGAGGGAACAGAUGGCAGCAGUGCAAAUGUGGGAACCACCCAGGCCCAGUUUGACCUGCUGCAGAGCUUCACCGAGGUGACUCAGAGCUCUGAGACCGUUCAGCCAGAGGCCAGAACCACAUGGGCAGGGCUGUCAUGUGGCUACUGCAAUAAGACCUUCAAGACCAGUGGAGGCCUCAAUAGACAUGUGUCACUGAUGCACUCUCUCUCAUCACAGUCCCGCUCCCAGUUCAGCUGCUCCGCCUGUGACCGCUCCUUCCCCCUUCUCUCCUCACUCCUCACCCACCAACACUCCCACACGCCUGAGCAACGUCUCCUGGCCGAGGCAGAGGCUGAGAUUGUGUGCCCCCCUUCCCUUUCCCUGUCUCUCCCCCUCCCCUCCUCUCCCAGCCAGGCCGACAAGCAGCAGGACGGCCAGAGGGAGAUCCGCGUCAACAUCAUCGCCGUCAGCGAGGAGCAAGAGGAACAACCGGCCAAACCGACCAAAGCUCCCAAAAAGACAGGAGCCAACAAGAGCACUCCUGCUGGAGAGAGGCCAUACCGCUGUUCAGAGUGUGGAAAAGCCUUCAAAGGUUCAUCGGGGCUGAAGUACCACAUGAGGGAUCACACUGGGGAAAGGCCCUACCGCUGCACCGAGUGUGGAAAGAGCUUCAAGAGGUCGUCUCUGCUUUCGAUCCAUCAGAGGGUUCACACAGGCGUUCGAGCUUUCCAGUGCCCUCACUGCCCUCUCACUUUCAAAUGGAGCUCUCACUACCAGUACCAUCUGCGGCAGCACACAGGUGAGAGGCCGUAUGUGUGUAAAGAGUGCGGCAAGUCCUUCAAGAACACCAGCUGCCUGCGAAGACACAGUCAGAUGCACUCUGGACUGCGGCCUCAUGUCUGCUCAAUUUGCUCAAAGUCUUUCUCCCAGACAUCAAACCUCAAACAGCAUGAACGCACCCAUUCUGGUGAGAGACCCUUCCAGUGCACACACUGCAAUAAAAGCUUUACACACUCCUCCAACCUCCAGCUCCACCUCCGCACACACUCCUCAAGCAAGGACUUCAAAUGCCCGUACUGCUCAAAGGAGUUUGUCAUGCACUCCUACUUGCAGAGGCACAUCCGCACACAUGGCAGCAGUGUUCCCCUGCCCUGCGCUGGUGGUGGAAGUAAAGAUGGAGUGGCUGUGAAAGCCAGUGUUGGAGGAGUAACAACCACCACGACCCUGCUCAACCCCAUCACUCUGGAAACCUCAGGAAAUCAUGGCAGCCUGAUUGUGUCCCAGCCAGCACUUAAUAUCCCCCCCAACACCUCCCAGAACUACUUUAUGAUUCAGACAGCCAGCGGCCUGCAGCUCAUUCCGCUGUCGGCCCCUCCACCUGCCCCUCCGCCACCUCCACCACCUCCCCCUCCGUCCCAGCCCCAAAACUUCUUCCUCCUACAGUGCCCCUCCAAUAACGGCGGGCAGUCCAGCUUGAUUCUCGUCCCAACGACUAACAACCCUCCACCAGCUCCUGAGCCUCAGACCCUCCCCAUGCUUCAGACGAUCCAGGCACUCCAGCCCGUCCUAAACCAAACACAGACUCAGAUGUCACACUUUCCAACCUUAUCGCAGCAACAACAGCAGACCAGGUUUAUAAUCACCAACAAUAACAACAAUGCAAACACUCCUCUUGCCACACCAACACGCACUUUCUCAGCCAACUCCCUCCUGUCCAAGCCCAUAUUAGGGAAAAGCACACGGACUGCUCGGGGCAGACGGGGACGCAAACCCAAAGCGGCUCUUCAGAAAUCUGCAGCAGCUCCUGUCAGUCAGACUGCAGGUGGUGCUCUGUCAGUGACAAACUGUCAUGUGACCAGUGUCCCACAGACUGCCACUAACACCACAGACUCAUCAUCUGUAUCCACAUCACAGUGUCCCCUGUCAACAUCUUGCACUGCUGCCCCAAUUCUUUCAUCUUCCACCACUGUAACCCCCACAGUGGACACUUCAGGACCUCCAUCAGCUGUUACCACGGCCACGGCUUCCGUUUCCACUCCCGUCCCUGCUACUCUGGAAAGAAAACCUCAUACUACAGUGGGGCAAAUAAGGACAGAGGAUACCAUGGCGGGGAAACAGUUUGUGUUAUGUUUUGAUAAUGAAGGACGGGCGAAGGAGGGGAUGAGUAUGGAGGAGGGUGGGCAGUCGUAUGUGUUACAGUUUGGGGAUGCAUCAGGAGAGGCGGUGGAUGGAGGAAUGGGCGAGGAGGGAAAAUCACUUGUGUUGCAGUUCAAGACAGAUGGGCAAGGUGAUGGGGCAAAGGGGGGAGAUAAGGGUGGGAUGAUGUCACUUCUGCAUGAAUGGGGUGGAGAAAAGCAGGGGGAGAGGCAGCCCGGAGAGGAAGGCAGCCAGGGAGAGUCUUACGUCCUACAUUUCCACACUGAAGCACAGGACGGCAGUCAAGCCAGUGCUACCUUCAACCAAGGGCAGGAAACCAGCCUGCAGCUUUCCUGCACACCGACACAAAGCUUGGUGCCACUUGAUGGGCAGGAGGUGGUGUUUGAACUUGGGGGUGAGACCAAGAUGGAGCAGGAAGCUGAGGAGGGGAUGCAGAUGAUAGCCCUAAUCGAAGGUGAAGGGGGGAUGAUGGGGGAAGAAGGGGCAGGUUGCAAUAGUGCAAGUGGGAGGGUAACUGAGGGUGGAGGAGCCAUGGAGGGCUUGUUCCAGCUGGGAAAUGGUGAGGAAAUUGUCAUAAUUGAAGUCAGCACUAGUAGCUUAAGAGAAGGAAGGAUGGAGAGAGGAGGGGAUGGGGAGAUCUCACAAAGUAGUGAGGUGAAAUAUGAGAGCGUGACAGCGGAGGCAAAUGAAAAGCCUGUGAAGGAACACAGCUCUGCAGCCAAUACAGAGGCAUCAACAGAGGACACAAUGAGAAAUGGACCUAUAGCUAACUCUAAAGAGAUGCAGUUCUCUAGCUAAAAGUGUCCAUGUUAGAGAAGAAGAGUGUGCGAGUGAAUGCCAGGGCUCGGUGUGUUUAGCACUUUAGUUUGUUUUCUCCUGGAGCUGAGGGAGAACAUGCAGUUAGAUGAGUACUGUGUUGUAAUCCCAUGGUGCCACAUACUAGAAAUGUUAUACAUUCAAAUAGGCUGUACAUGGACCUUGGAAUAUUCCUAAAUAUUAGUUAAAAUGAUACUGUCAUUGGCAGUUUGUUUAUUAUAAAGUAAAUAUGUUUUUUGUGAAUAAAUGUUGUACAUGGCCCACUUUCUUCAUAAUGUUAAUAGUAAAUAGUAGUUAAUUAUUAAUAAAUCUGUCAAUACCUUUAA